UCCGGUCGCCACCGGAAGUGUCCGGCCCCGCCCACCACCGGAAGUGGCCGGCCCCGCCCGCCCCCGGAACCUUUCUUCGCGGUCGCGGGGGACGCUUUCCGCGCUGCCAAAAUGGCGGCGGCCGGCGGGCUGUGGAGAGCACUCGCCCCGGUUCGCGGCCGCGUCCUCCCCGGGCUCGCCCAGCGCCUCGGCCCGGCCUUGGGGAGCGCCGAGCCGCCCGCCCGGGCCUUCGCUGCGGCUGCCAAAACUGCAAAAAAAAGUGCAAGACAGACCAAGCAGGAAGAGAGCAAAAAGAAGGCGGUGGCGAGGAGGCGGCCGCUGCUGAGCAGGCCGGUGGACGAUGUGUACUUGACGUGGCUUUACGAGCGCCCGUCCUAUGAGGUGGAAGAAGCUGUGGCUAUGCUCAAGAAAUUUCAGGAGCUCGACUUCACCUACCCCAAACAAUACGUCUAUAUUAAUGUAACCCUUGAUAUGGCGCUACAGAAGAAGAAAAAAGUGGAACAGUUUUCCAGCACUGUUCUUCUUCCCUAUCGCUUUACAGAUGAAACGAAUAAGGUCUUGGUUUUCACAGAGAAUGAGCAAGAAGCUGAAAUAGCUCGGGAGAAUGGAGCUGCUGUUGUGGGAGGAGUCGAAUUAAUCAAAUGGAUUUUGGAAGAUGAAAUCCAGGUGGACUCCUAUGUAGCUGUUCCUGCAAUAAUGCCCAAACUAAUACCAUUAAGGAACAAACUAAAACGAAAAUACCCAAGCACAAAAAGAAAUUCCCUGGGCCAUGAUAUUCCCAAAAUGCUGCAGUUCUUCAGAGAAGGUCUUGAGUACAUGGUACAAGAUGAGCAUCUAAUCAAGACAAGAAUAGCAAGACUGGAUAUGUCUGUAGAGCAAAUAGUUGCCAACCUAAAAACACUUAUCCAGGAUAUCUGCACGUUCAAGCCAGCGAGUUAUGGUCCUUUUGUGCAGAAGUUGGUUAUCAGAUCGUCGACCAGUGAGGGCCUGCUGCUGAGACUCGAUGGGCUGCUGCCCGCGGAGGAGAGAGCAGCAGAAGAGCAAAGUAACGCAGAAGGUGAUGAAGAAAAACAGAGCCAAGAAUCUGCUAGUACCUGACGUCUUUCCGUGCGCAUCUGAUGGUCGAGCUUGGAAAGCAAAUGGUGUCAUGCAAAUCAUACUUGAUGAAAAGAAAAAAAUAAAUUAAUUCUUGAUUUUUUUAAAUUCUGUGUAGCAGGAAAUGGUAUCACAGGUAGGAGCCUGUUGCUGAAACGGAAGACAUUUAAAAUUCCUUGUGGUGGUUUGUGGGGUUUUGUGUUUGGGUGUUUUUUUCCUUUGCUUUGGUUCUUUUAUUAAAGUAUUUCUGUAACUUCUGGA
Messenger RNA from Columba livia (rock pigeon), 1356 nucleotides. RefSeq names its product mitochondrial ribosomal protein L1 (gene MRPL1). NCBI's taxonomy places the organism in Eukaryota, Metazoa, Chordata, Aves, Columbiformes, Columbidae. The coding region runs from base 112 to 1098 and encodes 328 amino acids. The record is from RefSeq and is a predicted model, not a curated record. The transcript has 9 exons.